Stegostoma tigrinum is the source of this 3256-nucleotide messenger RNA. Its product is annotated as cyclin-dependent kinase 17-like. Gene Ontology annotation, molecular function: protein kinase activity; ATP binding. The coding region runs from base 507 to 1907 and encodes 466 amino acids. The record is from RefSeq and is a predicted model, not a curated record. The transcript has 17 exons. NCBI's taxonomy places the organism in Eukaryota, Metazoa, Chordata, Chondrichthyes, Orectolobiformes, Stegostomatidae. Gene Ontology annotation, cellular component: cytoplasm; nucleus. Gene Ontology annotation, biological process: protein phosphorylation.
ACCUGAAGACAAUUUUUUUUGCAGUGUCAGUGUUUGUACUGAGUAGCGCUCACAGUGUGCUGCAUCGCUAAUACUGCAGAGGUCAAGUAAGCGCUGACGGCUGCUAAAGCUAAAAUGCCCUCGUUUUGCGAUGCUUUGACAAUGAAUGCACGCCGAGGUAUUGACUGAGGGGGUGGGGGUGACAGAAAUGCAAUGCCGUGUAGGGAGGCUGUGGUCUGUGUGUGGGUCCCUGUAUGUGCUGCCGUGAACUGCAAGCGUAGUCUCUGUCUGCCACAGAAGCGGGGCCUGAGAGAGGCGUAGCCCACGAACCUGCUUCCUUUGCACCUCUGGGAUCUGGCCUUCCAGCUGUGUGCUUAUUUGUGAGCUGCGUUCGCGAUGAAACGAUCGGAAUCCUGUUAAACUGAAGAGGAGCUGCCGGGUUAGCCUGCAUGCCUUCCUGCAUCAGGCGAAAGCGUCUCGGAUCUGCGUUGAAAUAACUCUGCUGGCACCCAUUCUCUGGAGAGCUGAUGGAUAGGUUACGAAUCAUCAAACACAGACUGUCGAUAACUCUGCGCAGCAGGCAGCCUCUCGAUGACUCCCUCUCCCAACUUGCUGAGCAGAUGAGUUUGGAAGAAAAUAACUCAAGGGACAAUGGUAUCGUCCAUGAGACUGUGAAGAUGGGUUCGGACAGUGAGAGUGACCAGAUCUCUAGCACGUCCUUGGACGUGGUCCAUUCACCUGCUGGGGUGCGAUUGAGAGCUCGCCAUCACCAACGCAUUUCCACAGAGGAUGUGACCAAACGUCUCUCCCUUCCGGCGGAUCUCCGCCUCCCAGAGGCUUACCUCGAGAAAUUUGCCACAAACAGUGUUCCUUUUGACAAACCCAUGAGCCGCCGUCUACGGAGAGCUUCCCUGUCAGAAAUUGGGUUUGGAAAACUGGAAACUUAUGUCAAGCUGGAUAAACUGGGAGAGGGCACAUACGCCACAGUGUUCAAGGGCAGGAGUAAGCUGACCGAUAAUCUGGUCGCACUGAAAGAGAUUCGCCUGGAACAUGAGGAAGGGGCACCCUGCACAGCCAUUCGGGAAGUGUCCUUGUUGAAGGAGCUAAAACAUGCCAAUGUAGUGACACUACAUGACAUCAUCCACACUGAGAAAUCACUAACUCUGGUCUUCGAAUACUUGGACAGAGACCUGAAGCAAUACAUGGAUGACUGCGGGAACAUAAUGAACAUGAACAAUGUGAAGAUUUUCCUCUUCCAGUUACUGAGGGGCCUGGCUUAUUGUCAUGGCCGUAAAGUGCUGCACCGAGACCUGAAGCCUCAAAACCUGCUAAUCAGUGAUAAGGGAGAACUCAAGCUCGCUGACUUUGGAUUGGCUCGAGCCAAGUCAGUUCCCACAAAGACUUACUCCAAUGAGGUGGUGACGCUUUGGUAUCGCCCCCCAGAUGUUCUCCUGGGCUCAACAGAAUACUCCACACCCAUUGACAUGUGGGGCGUCGGCUGCAUAUUUUAUGAGAUGGGAACAGGUCGCCCUUGCUUCUCGGGAUCCACGGUCGAGGACCAGUUGCAUCUGAUAUUCAGGACUCUGGGAACUCCAACUGAGGAGACAUGGUCAGGAAUCUCAACCCACAGUCAGUUCAGUGCUUAUCAUUUCCCAAGAUACAAGGCAGAGCCUCUUAUCAAUCAUGCCCCAAGGCUGGACGCUGAUGGUAUUGACUUACUGACCAAACUGCUUCAGUUUGAAGGCAAACGCAGGAUCACAGCGCAGCAAGCUGUCCGGCAUCACUACUUCCGAAGCUUCGGAGCGUCAAUCCUGGAGCUGGAUGACACCAGCUCGAUCUUUACACUGCCAAACAUCCAGCUGCAGAAGGAUCCAGGCUAUCGGAAUAUGUACUUCGAUUCAGCAAUGAAGAGCAAGAGCAGGACUUAAUGAGUGGCUUUUAUACCAAUAGACCAGCUUUCAGGAAGAACAGAUGUCCGAGCAUGCUGUUUUAAUUCAAUAGGCACCCCCACGUUGUGAGAGUGAGAGGCGAACAGCUUUACAGAGCCAGAGCGCGAUGUCUGUGCUGAAGUGACAGCUUAUUGUGACUGGUUCAUGACUUACCGUGUCAGAGCUGACUUGUAUCUGUAAACAACUGCACUACAAUGCUUUCACCAAGCAGCCCGAACCUGCAAAGAGGAAAAGCCAAAAACAACCUAAGCCCAGUCAUCGGCUCCUGCAUUUCAGGGUUUGCAUAUUAUUUUGAUCAGUGCUGAUGGACGCACCCAAAAGUGCGCUCAGUCCUGCCAGUGUGCGUGCGCCAGUCUGUCAGUGGGACCCAGUCUUCAAAGCAGUGUACUAUGAACAGCAGAUCACCGACUCAGUGGUUAAAGAUUUGAGGUAUUCCAACUCUCAGUGCGUACAAGGGCUCGUAAGACCACUCCGCAGCCCAACUCUAAACCCCAGCCUGCUCAGUACAACACCCAAUGUUUAAGACUCCAGAUUUCCUGGCUGUCUUCAGGGCAAUCUGGGCGGGCUUGACCAAAAAUAAUCAACCAGGCAAUAUUAAAAUGUCAGCAGUACCUCCACAAACGCCAUUGUACUCAUUUACCAGGAAGUUUAACCAGGUGAAAUGUAAACUGUAAUUCAACAGGAGGCCUUGGCCUAGUGGUAUUAUCACUGGAUUGUUAAUCCAGAGACCCAGGUAACAUUCUGGCGCCUAGGUUCGAAUCCCACCACGGCAGAUGGUGGAAUUUGAAUUCAAUAAAUAUCUGGAAUUAAGAAUCUAAUGAUGACCAUGAAUCAAUUGUCAAUUAUCAAGAAAAUCCCAUCUGGUUCACUGAUGUCUCUUAGGGAAGGAAACUGCCAUCCUUACCUGGUCUGGCCAACAUGUGACUCCAGACCCACCAAUGUCGUUGACUCUGAUCUGCCCUCUGGGCAAUUAGCGAUGGUGCAAUAAAUGCUGUCUUGCCAGCAAUGCCCUCAUCCCAUGAAUGAAUAAAACAAGUGUGCUGCCCACAACAGUAGCAAAACCUAGCUCGUGCACUGAGAUGACAUGGCUUCUGGAUGGAGUGAUCGCGUUCUGAGGUACACAGCCACACUUACCCUGUUAAACAACACCAGGCUGAAAUGUUUCUGGGUCCUGUUCUUCAAAAUAUUUGCAGGCAUUUGAAAUCGGGUUCCCGAUAGCGGCAGGAGUUGACUUCCCAUGGAUAAGACUUUCUUUUGGUGAUGAACCAUUUCCUGUUGUAAUGUUAAAAUACCAAGCUACAAUAAAGAAAAAAAAAUGCACAGAGAAA